AUGAGUACAGAAUCUAAAGGACACGUUUCACCUACUUCAUCGGUUGAACCAUCACUUGUACUUUCAGUUUUAGACGCUAUUUUACUCGAAAUAUGCAUUAUUAUCAAGAAUAUUUUUUUAUUGAUAGUAUAUGUAAUAGAUGAAAUAUCCAAGAUAAUUAUUGGAAUGAUACCUUCACCAUACAAUUUACACGUUAUUUUAAUGCAAGAAAAAUAUGAACCAAUUUUAAAAUAUCUUUUUGUAGAAUUAUCACCAGUUAUAACAGUAUUAUAUCCAGUAACUUAUAUGCUUCCGUAUGAUGUUUUAACUUCGUUUGAUGAUGACCUUGUGAUAACGAUAGUUGCACCCGUGAUACUUCAUAUUAAAAAGCCAGAAUAUCAUUAUCAAGGAAUAGCAACAUCGAUGAUUUCAGUCUUUAAUAGUAGUUAUAAUACAUUAUACUCACAUUAUUAUGGUUUGACAGAAAAAGAUGAAGAAAAAAUCGUAGAAUCACCAAUGUUUAAAAAGAUGAAAUAUGAAUUAGAAAUUAAUCAAGAUUUUAUUAAUUCAAUGGGUAUUCCUAACAUGGUUUUGGAAACUUUAAUGGAAAGAUAUCAACAAAACUCAAUUAUUAAAGGAGCUGCAGUUAAAAUAAAUAAAGAUAAAUCACUUUUACCACAAGAAUCAAUAACUCAAUAUGUAAAAAAAGCAAAGUUGGAAUAUCGGCACCUAAUUUAUGGACUUAUAAUGUAUCCACUUUAUAUGAUUAUAGUGUUUCCACUUUAUAUAGUGUGUGUAAUUCCAAUGAAUUUCACCCUUUAUUCAUCAUUAGCUAUAUCGGCAGUUUAUUUGCUUGGACAUCAAUGGAUAGAUGAAUGUGAUAUGAUAGAGGAUCCGAUUGAAAGGGAUCGAAAAAAAAAUUAUUGUAAAUUGAGAAUAGUUGGAUUAUCGGCAUUUUUUGGAAUAAUUUUGUAUUUAGCAUCCGUGGUAGUAUUUUUUAUGGGAUUUAAAGCAGUUUAUAUUGCUAUGACAGAUUCUAUUGAAAGUUGUAUUUAUUUUAGUUUCAAGAUGGCUGUUGGUAAUGAUAUGAGUGAUUUUGCUAUCGACGAUAUAGUUUGA
Messenger RNA from Scutellospora calospora, 1098 nucleotides. Lineage: Eukaryota; Fungi; Glomeromycota; Glomeromycetes; Diversisporales; Gigasporaceae. The record is from the annotation of a GenBank genome assembly.